Thamnophis sirtalis is the source of this 2773-nucleotide messenger RNA. Its product is annotated as RING finger protein 225. The record is from RefSeq and is a predicted model, not a curated record. Lineage: Eukaryota; Metazoa; Chordata; Lepidosauria; Squamata; Natricidae. Gene Ontology annotation, biological process: protein ubiquitination. Gene Ontology annotation, molecular function: ubiquitin protein ligase activity.
GCAGCUGGCGCGCAGGAAGGCGAGGAAGGCCCGCCCGCGUCUCCCGACGGAUAAUGAUCUCUCUACAUUGCCUUUUGGCCUUGCAGCCUCUCUCCAAAAGUAAUCCAGAAGAAACCAACUCAUUUCCCGACCAAUUCUUCUGAAAUUUGCUGAAUGGAAGCGUGGAUUGCUGAAGCAUGACACCGGAGUCUUUCAGCUUUUGGGCUUUCAGUGUUUGGGCCCAUUGCAACCGCCAGUGACGCCAUGGCUCACCACAAUGUCGGUUUCCUACCUGAACCCUCAGCCCCACCCUCGGAUUCCAAGGAGGAAGCUGUGAAUGACAAGGAAGAAUCGGCCAAUGCUGAGCCCAGCCCCUUGGACUGCGUUAUCUGCUUCACCCCUUAUGACCAGCUCUUUAAACUGCCGAAGGAACUGAGCUGCAGUCACGUCUUCUGCCUGGAGUGCCUGGCCCGCAUCAAUGUCUCCUCAGAGGAUGUCAACGCCAUCACCUGCCCCGUCUGCCGGGCACCCACUGUCUUGCCUCCCCGCAAGGGCCUGCCGGGGCUUCCCACCCGCCGUGACUUGCUGGAGCAGCUCACCGCCAUGCCGGUGCCCCCUGGCUCAGUGCGUUUCGAUCGUCGGCGGGGUUUGCUCUACUUGCCGUCGGGGAAUAAAAGCGGGGCUCAAGUCGGAUCGAAGGCGGGACCUGCACUCAACACUGUCAGUUUGAGUGUCGAUGUCGGGAGGCCUCCACCCCCGGGAACAGCCCGAAGACUGGCCGUCUCGGGUUGGCCAUUCUACGCUGCUCUGUCGGUCGCGUUGCUCGUCACUAUCGCCUUGAUAGUCUGUGGCAUCUACAUCUUCAUGAUGCCUUCUAUGUACAUUUCAGUGGGAGGAUUUCCCAAAGGGAAUCACAGUUUAGGCCUUAGGGGAAACAACUCUAAUCCAAUAAAUGCUCCUCCAACCUAACACCAAGAGAUGGGCUGCCCGCCCUUCUGCAUCCACCUGUUAUGAUUGUGCUGCUGGUAGUUUCAGAUUCUCCAGAAACUCCCGGGGCUCCUCCAAUUGCCUGUGUAGGAUGAAUGGGAAGAUAAAGGCUUAACUCUCAUCUGCUAAUCCCUUUCGUCUCUGGAGUCUGUGGCACCACCAGCACUUUAUUGGCGAAUCACUCCUUGGGACUUCUAAUGGCACUUUCUCUCACAGCCACCCACCAGCAAAUCAUGAGGUGAAUUGGAGAGGUCGAGGUUGCCCCCUUUGCUGUUUUAUUGCCCACAGGAACAGGCUGGUGGAAAAACAGAGCUUGUUAUAAUUUCUUGGUAGAAGGGAGGCACAUUAACCCAACUUAAUUGGUACUUUGGCAGAGACACACCGGCCUGUUAAAAUAUUGCCAACCUCCCUUAUCCUGGUGCCCUCCAGACAUGUUAGUUCAUUAUCUCCAACCCCUCCAGGACGUUGUAGUCAGAUGUCAGACGGUGCCAGGCUGGAGAAUACGUCAUUCCAGAUGAGGGGAACAACAUUUCAGGUGCCCAAAGCCACCUCCAGCUUCAAACUUUUUCCCCAAUCAGAAAUUUAACACAGAGGCAGAAUAUGUUGGGGUAAAACUCUUAGAAAACAAGCUUAGGAAGAAGCAGAUGAGGAGGAUGUUUCCAUUGGCCUUUUCUCCUGAAGAGCUGGUGGAAUCCCCUCUCUGGUUCUUCUUCACAAAUGGAUUGGGCACAUCACUUCUAGGGAUUGAGGUUUCUUUGGCAAAGGGUCUUCUUCCCUGGGAGCUGAACUUUCACUGUUCUUGGUGUUUCCUUUUUGGCUUUCUAUCCUCUCCUCCUGGGCCCAGGCUCCACUACUCACAGGAGCAGCGUGGCAGAAAAAUCCACUUGGUGUGGGGCUCGGUCACGGGCACUUAGCCAAAGAUACCGAGGUGAGAGAAGCAUGAAUAUAGAUGUCAAGUCUUGUGGAGUACAAGAACCUAAAUGAAGGAUUGUGGGAGUGCCACUUCCAGCUUAUUGCUUGUUUUGCUCCUUUGUUUUUCUCUCAUCUUCUGUGGCCUGAACAGCAGCAUGGAAAGUAGGAAUCCAAAAUGCCAAGGUUUUCCUAAGAUCAAACAUGGAGUGAAGCGUAGGGGGCUUUUCCUGCUCUGAGAUACUUGCUGUGUGUCCAUAAAGGCCCGAGACUGGGAUUUAGGAAGGAGGGAGAGAAAUGGGGUGGAACAGACCUACACAAAGGCAGCCUGUGGUAGAAGCUUGGAGAUUUUAUCUCCAACUCAGAGUCGUAUUUUUUUAGUGGAUUGUGGUUAUUAAUUGGCUGGGGGAAGAAAACCAUCUGGCUUUGUGUCUGUGGUUUAAUAGCAGCAGAAAAUGCACAGAUCAGCAGAUAAAGUGAGAAGCAGUUACGGGCAAUUAAUGCAGGUCAAAUUACUCUGAAACACAACAGGAUGGAUUGGUUAGGCAAGGAAGAAUGCCAGUAAAAUUCUGCACUCUUCAGGUUUUGUGCCUUAGAAAUUACUCUGUGUUUUUGUUUUGAUUGUUGCUGGCCACUUCUGUAGCAGGGUCACCUCAUUCUUGGAUAUGCCCCAAAGCUGUUUCACCACCCUCUACAGGACAUCUGUAUUAUUUUAAAAAAUACUUAUUUGUAAGAAUACUGGCCAGCUACUUAGAACUUGAUAUUUGUGAUAAGGAAAUUUAGAACUGAAGUCCAAAAGCCUCGAACUCUAUGCCCAUUGCUCCAAGAAGUUUAAUCUUCUUAAAUGUUUUGUCUGCAAUCACAAAUAACCAUUAAAAGACUUUCACAGAUUUCUGAA